Metschnikowia bicuspidata var. bicuspidata NRRL YB-4993 is the source of this 633-nucleotide messenger RNA. RefSeq lists its product as uncharacterized. The record is from RefSeq and is a predicted model, not a curated record. Gene Ontology annotation, molecular function: nuclear import signal receptor activity. The transcript has a single exon. NCBI's taxonomy places the organism in Eukaryota, Fungi, Ascomycota, Pichiomycetes, Serinales, Metschnikowiaceae. Gene Ontology annotation, biological process: protein import into nucleus. Gene Ontology annotation, cellular component: cytosol; nucleus. Bases 1 to 633 code for a protein of 210 amino acids.
AUGUUCGGCGCGGUUUGUUCAGGCAGACCCAUGCAAUUAGCGCAGCAGGUGGAGCCUACCAAGUAUGUAUUUAGCAUUCCUAACGCAGGCAACAUUAGUCACGUGGCAGUCUUCAUGCUCCCACAGACCGAGUUCGUGGAUCUGAGCUUCACAGCACUCGUGUACUUCCAGCUUCCAGCGCUGCCGGAGUUUAAGCUACUAGGAGGCUUGAAUCCCAACAAGCCGUCGUCGAUUUUCCGGCUCAAAAAUGCCGGCGCAGGCCUGCGGUCCUCCUCCCACACUUUGGAUGAAGACGACAUGAUGAAUGACGCGGAAACGACUGUAGCAGGCGAGGAGACAGUCUUGAAUAUAGGCAUAUCCAUAGAGCCGACAGUCGAGGCCGAGGUGUUAUUGCAGCAGGAGAGAACCAGGCAAAAAACAAUCACGCUUCCUCCGAGCCAGGCGCCAGCGGCCCCAAAGGCACCUCUGGACAUUGCCGUGUUGGCCAACCAGAUUGUGAAGCACGCAUACAACUAUUUGGGCGGGUUCAUAGAUGCAACGGGCAAAGUGCCCAUGAAAGUGUUUGAUAAUUGGUGGGACAAGUUCCGGAUGAAGUUGUCCAACAACCCCAACUUUUUAAGCGAGCUUGACUAA